AUGUCUACCUCGACGGCUGCCGUGGAAGAAGCUCAGGCCGAAAUUUUGCACCGAAAGAAUUUGGCGGUUCGAGAAGUGAUUCUCAACCGACCCAAAAAAUUGAAUGCAUUGAAUUUAAGCAUGAUUCGCGCUAUUACACCUGAACUCAAGGCGUGGGAAAAAUCCGAUUUAGCCAAAAUCGUCUUACUCAAAAGCAGUGGCGGAAAAGGUUUCUGUGCAGGCGGUGAUGUGAAAUCGGUCGUUGAUUUGGCCAAAGCCGGUGACCCAGAUGCUGCGACCUUUUUUGAAGAGGAAUAUCAGCUCGAUCAUUUCAUUGCCACCCUCAACACACCUUAUGUCUCUGUUAUGGAUGGUAUCACCAUGGGAGGUGGUGUUGGCCUUUCGGUGCAUGCUCCUUUCCGUAUUGCUACCGAAAAUACUUUGUUUGCCAUGCCUGAAACCGCCAUUGGUUUCUUGCCCGAAGUCGGUGGUAGCUUUUUCUUGUCCCGUCUUGAUGGACAAUUGGGCGUCUACCUCGGUUUGACUGGCAAGCGCUUAAAGGGAGCCGAUGUUUUGUAUGCUGGUGUGGCAACGCAUUAUGUUCCUUCAGCUCGUUUGCCGGCCUUGGAAGCUCGUUUGGCUGAACUCGAAGAUGCUUCUCAUGACGUUGUCAAUACCGCCAUUGAGGAAUUCUCGGCCGAAAUGGAAUCAGAGAAACCAUUUUCAUUGGGCGGUGAAGUCCGCGCCGCUAUUGACAGAUGCUUCAAAUACGAUACCGUGGAAGAAAUUGUGGAAGCUAUCAAGAAGGAAGACUCUGAAUGGGGUCAAGAAACCUUGAAACUGUUGAACAGUAUGUCGCCUACUUCCCUCAAAGUCACAUUGCAGCAAUUGAGAAAUGGCGCCGACCUCUCGAUUGCUCAAUGUUUCAAGAUGGAAUACCACCUGGUCCAAAAAUUCUUGGAGGGCCACGAUUUUGCUGAAGGCGUCACUGCUGUGCUAGUGACCAGAUCCGAAGCGAAUUGGAAGCCUGCUUCUCUGCAAGAAGUGGAUAAAGACAAGAUCAAGAAGGAGUAUUUUGAUGCUCCGUCUCCCAAACGCUUGGAAUUGCUUUCGACCAAAGACUUUUCCCAAUACCCUCACCGAAAGUACAUGCUUCCCUCGGAGGAAGAAAUCAAGCGUGUUGUCACUGGUGAAGCCCCAGAUGUUGGACAGUAUGCAUUGACGCGUGACGAAGUCGUAAAUUACUUUGUCACACGACGCAAUCACAAGCAAGGCGUAAAAUCCAAGGUGCUCGAAGUAUUGGAUCGCAAAACUCGGGUCAAUGAAAAGGAUGAAGGCAAAAGCUUAAAAUGGUCAUAUUAA
Radiomyces spectabilis is the source of this 1341-nucleotide messenger RNA. RefSeq names its product ClpP/crotonase-like domain-containing protein. The transcript has 8 exons. Gene Ontology annotation, molecular function: 3-hydroxyisobutyryl-CoA hydrolase activity. Bases 1 to 1341 code for a protein of 446 amino acids. Gene Ontology annotation, cellular component: mitochondrion. Lineage: Eukaryota; Fungi; Mucoromycota; Mucoromycetes; Mucorales; Radiomycetaceae. Gene Ontology annotation, biological process: L-valine catabolic process. The record is from RefSeq and is a predicted model, not a curated record.